AUGGAGAAGGUGACUGUGGAGGAGGUCAUGACCACAACCGCAUAUCUGGACCUUUUCCUGCGCAGUGUCUCUGAGCCAGCACUACUUGAGAUCUUCCUCCGUUUCAUCCUGUUGCACCAGCAUGAGAACAUCCACAUAUUGGACACUCUUACGAGCCGAAUCAACACUCCGUUUCGGAUAGCACCUGCCCAGUGCACCCUCAGCUAUCUCAUGUGUACAUUGCUCGCAGUUGCCCAGAUCAACUGGGGGCAGGAGGUGAACCCUCUGUGCCAACAGAGUGUCUAUUUCUAUAUCUGGCCCGUGAGUCAGCCGCUCCCCGAGGUGUUCUCUCCGUCGGCCUGCAUUGUGGAGUAUGGGAAAGCCCUGGACAUCAGCUACCUGCAGUACCUCUGGGAGGCCCACACCAACAUCCUCCGCUGCAUGAGGGACUGCCGCGUCUGGUCCGCCCUCUACGACGGAGAGUCCCCCGACCACGAGACUAUUCUGCAGAGCCUAUCCGAGGAAGGCAGUAGGAACUCAGCCUGCCGUGCGUUGAGGCUCCAGCAUCCAUUCUCCAGUAAGAUGGGGUCUCAAUUGGCUUCCAGAAAGGAGAAAAGCCAGACAGAGCUGGAGUGGGAUGACAGCUACGACACCGGGAUCUCCUCGGGGGCUGAAGUGACCUCCCCUGGGCCUUAUGAGGCUAUGGAGAAUUCAAGCCCCCCGGCACCCAUCGAUCCCCCCAAACACAUCCAAGAGAUGAAGAAGAAUGCCAUCCUGCUCUUCAAAGGGUCCUACAUCGAAGAGUCAGACUUCCAGGAUGAUGUUAUGGUGUACAGGUUGUGUGCUGAGAAGGACUGUGAUGACACCAGAAAUUCACAGGAGGAGACUGGAGGGGCACCAGCGGAAGCCCAGACUGAGGAUCAGAGUGCGCGCAUGAACAACGGCCCCCUUCCCAGCCCCCAGCCAGAAACCGGUUCAGGGGAGGAACAUAAUAGUGAUAACAUGGACUUGUUUCAAACUGUGUCCAUGGAAACAACACAAGAGAAUGAGCCUGAAGUAGUGGCCCCAGAGUCAAACUCGGAGUUAACGCCCCCUGUCUCUGAGACAGAGCACAGUUCAAGUCUGACUGUUGCUAACCCAGAGAGUGAAGAUUUCAUUGCUCAGUGUGACCAGAUCAUUAAAGAACUGGAUUCUGGUGCAGAGGGCUUGAGAGAACAGAAUUUCCCCACCCCUGAACCUUUGCUUCUCAAAAAGGAGGAAGAGAGGAAGGAAGAAGAGAGCAAAAAAGAAAAGGAAGAGGAAGAGGAGCUGGGGAAGAAGCCAUUGGAUGAGGACGAGGAGGACUUUGACUCUUUCAUGGCAGAAACUCCUGCUGUUGAGACCGUUCCUUCCCCGUUUGGGGCAAGAGAUGAGACUGCCUUUGCCAGUCACCAAGUGAGGACUCAGAGCACCCCGUUCACAGGCCCAUUCAUCAGCGUGGUCCUGUCAAAGCUGGAGAACAUGCUGGAGAAUUCUUUGCACGUUAAUUUGCUGCUUAUUGGGAUCAUCACUCAGUUAGCCAGCUACCCCCAGCCACUCCUUCGCUCUUUUCUGCUCAACACCAACAUGGUCUUCCAGCCAAGUGUACGCUCUCUCUAUCAGGUCCUUGCAUCUGUGAAAAACAAAAUCGAACAGUUUGCUUCCAUGGAGAGAGAUUUCCCAGGACUCCUCUUACAAGCCCAGCAAUACCUGCUUUUCCGAGUGGACAUGUCCGAUACGGCUCCUGAGUCACUAACCAAAGAUCCCAUUCAGGAUGCUGCCUGGACAGGAACUGGUAGGAACCUUUUGGAUGGUCCCCCAAGAGUGCUUCAGCCCUUCCUGACCAACAGAGCCAAGGUGGCUGGGGCGCCCCCAAACCUGCCCCUCCCAGUGAGGAACACCAUGCUGGCCGCGGCCCUCUUCCCGGAGUUUCUGAAGGAGCUGGCCGCCCUAGCUCAGGAACACUCCAUUCUCUGCUACAAGGUCCUGGGUGACUUCGAGGACACCUGCUCUUAG
Molecule: messenger RNA, 2013 nt
Organism: Loxodonta africana (African savanna elephant)
Lineage: Eukaryota; Metazoa; Chordata; Mammalia; Proboscidea; Elephantidae
Gene: FHIP1A
Product: FHF complex subunit HOOK interacting protein 1A
Exons: 8
Coding region: 1-2013 (670 amino acids)
Source: RefSeq, a predicted model, not a curated record